Liolophura sinensis is the source of this 9294-nucleotide messenger RNA. RefSeq lists its product as uncharacterized. NCBI's taxonomy places the organism in Eukaryota, Metazoa, Mollusca, Polyplacophora, Chitonida, Chitonidae. The transcript is spliced from 5 exons. The coding region runs from base 48 to 8087 and encodes 2679 amino acids. The record is from RefSeq and is a predicted model, not a curated record.
UAUCGUUACUUUACCUGUCCAAUCUUCUGGUCUACAUAGCAUGUCACAUGCUCACCACGUCGGUAUCAUUGGUGAAUCUAUUGUGCUUUUCAGUCAUUGGACAUGUUAUUGUGUGGACGAUAUCAUGUGUAUUCGAGAUUUUGGUGCGAAAUAUUCGACCUAAAUGGGCCUUUUCUGAGAAGAGGCAAGAUCUUUCAAGCCUGGUAAGGUCCCUUUAUCCCGAUUGCAACUGUGAUCAGUGUCAAAAGUCAGGCGUCAUUCACAUCCCUGAAUGUCCACUGUGGACUGGAAAUGUCGAAGACAAAAAACCAGUGUCUACCCUCCUGACGCAGAUUGUUCAGCCCGAGGACUUUGUGUCUCCAUCAGUUCUUCAAGUUGGCUAUGUCAAAUCUUUCCAUAAGGAUAGUGGAAAAUCUCUUCAUAGGUUGAGUAAAAUACAGCAUACAGAUAGCAAUUCAUCCAACGUGUGCACUAAUCUGUUGAAUUCUAUCGUCGAUCCGGACCGAGGAAAGCCUUAUCUUGAACAGCUUAUCGGAGAAAUUGCUGACUGGGAAGAGCUUCUAUCUCGAUUUGGUACAAAGCAACCUCUUGAUAUUUUAGCUGACAGUGGUUUAGGCGAGAGAAAGGAUGUCUCCCUCUACACGUCCGAGUUUAUUGACGAGCUGGAUUCACCAACAGACCAGAGGAACAUGGACAGUGAUGUUCUACUUCUGAAGCAGGUGAACCAAAACAUAGAUGGCGCCUUCAGUAAGCUGUGUGAAGAAAUUGAAGAGUUUGAUAAAAUGCUUUCGGGGCAUGAAGUUAAAAUACCUUCAAACUCCUCUCUGUUUCAAGUUGAUCGAGAAAAUGCAAAGAUGUCAGAAAUUAGAAAAAAAAAGGAAGACACGAUCGGAACUAAGUUUAGAGAAACAGCUACAGUAAUUACCACUCUGAAAUCAGGAGCGUCGGAUGAUCUUUCAGUGUUGAAAACUAUCACAGACUUGCAUAAUCCCGAACCUUUACACUCUAUAAUGAGCGAUAUUCGAAAAGUUGACCAAUUGCUCAAGCAAAGUAAUGGCUUCCCAGAUAAUGAUGAAUGUAAGGAUGCAGUGGAAUCGACAGCAGGAGCUACCAAUUUUAUCCAGGAAGCUUAUGAAAAUACAGGAAAGACAAGAUGUUCGUCGUCCACUUACCGUGGGAAGAUAAAAGACAACGAAACGAAAAGAAAACCGCCGAAGAAUAUCUAUGCAAGUACAUCUAAGCACUCCAUAUCCAGGUACCUCCUUACACCUGAUUACCAGAAUUUUCAAGACUUUCCCUCUCUUGAGGAUUUUGAAAGAGCAUUUUUAUCUGAGGCUGAUGUACAUGUAAUACAACAACCCACGAACGGAAAGAACUUCGAACCCAAAGGUUUUAAAAGUCAAAGUAGUAAAACAACUGAUGAUGAAGUGAAGGUACAGGCUAUUGGCGUUGGAAAAAAAUAUGGGAAACAACCUGAAAGCCAGGAGACAGUGGCAUCAGAACCCGAUGAAAAUGACAUAGAAGGUUUAGAUGAGUUCACAGAUGAAUUAGUGGAACCUGACGCGAGCGUAGACUCGCUCCUUGGAGGCACAUCAUCAGUAUCAAAGUAUAGGACUCGUCUUAACAAUAUACUGGACGGGAAAACCGAGGUUGGGAGAAAUUGUAGGGAACAGAUGGACUGCAAUGACAUGCUAGAAUCGGACGAUGAUAUAACUGACCUGAAAGUUGCAGACAAUUUUCUCAUUAAUAGGGCACUUGACACAAGUGCCUCCAAGUUCUCCAUAUCUGGGUACGUCCUUGCACCCGAUUACCAGAAUUUUCAAGACUUUUCCUCACAAGAAUCCGAAGAGAAUAUCGAAAAGACUGAUGCAAGACAACAACCCACAAAGGGAAAAAUCAUCCGGUCAAAGGGCAAUAAGGGUCAAAGUAGAAAAACAGAUGGAUAUGAAAUGGAAGUACAAGUUGUUGGUCUUGGGAGAAAAUACAGAAAACAGGAGAAGAGUCAGGAGAAAAAAGAAUCAAAACCAGAUAAAAAUAGCCUGGAUAUUACAGAAGAUAUCCUCAUAGAUGAGCCACUGGAAUCUGGCGUCAGCACCGACUCCCUUCUUGAAGGCACUACAACUGCCUCAAAGUAUAGGACUCGUUUUCUCAAAAUACUGGGUGAGGAAAUUGUCAACGGAAAAGACAUGAAGUCCCCGGAUGGCCAAAAAAUAUAUAUAUCUCAAGGUUUCACAAAGAGCAAUAUUUUAAGUGGAACAAAGGCAAAACAAAAGAAGAAAAAGAAAGUUUACGGGAAAAAGAUGAAGUCGAUAUCUCCAAAAUGUCAAAAACGGCAAAUAACUCCAGAUUCGGCAAGAACCAAGAAUUACCAAACUUACUCUAAAGGUACAAAAUCAGGAGGACAGUCUGAGGAUGAAACACUACACCAGCUAGGGCCUAAGGACAGCAGUGAAGAAGAAUUAGAUGGACUUGGCAAAGGGAAGAAAACACAAAGGUGUAAAAUGGAGCAAGGAAAAAACAAAGUCGGAAACGAGGAAUGGGAAGGAGGUAAAGGUCAGAUGAAACAUACUAUAAAAUCACAACUUUCCGAUGACAAUUUGAACAAAACGAUCCACUUUCAAACUAACAAAGCCUUAGACUACCAGUGGAAUGAUAACAUUCACGGCAACUCACGACGGCAGAAUAAUAAAGAUUACAACCCAGAACUGGGCGAUAUCUGUGAAGAACUUGAAGGGUUUCUGAAGCAAACACCCCCGAAACACAAAGAGGGUAAAGGGAGGGAAUCAGGACAGAAAAUGUAUAAAGCAGAUGACGAUAUAGAUGAUUCUAGAUCGGGCAUAACUAAUGAUACACUCUCAUCAGAUUUUGGCUACAAGAAGAACAUUAAGAGAGACAAGGGCCCAGGUGAAGACUUUUCGGUUGAUUUAGGGAAAAAACAAAAAACCGGCUUACAAACAAUAUGUGAAAUGAAAGAACCGCAUGGUAUGAACAGAGCGCAUAGCAAGGCUACAGGUAGAAAGAGCAUGGAUGUGUCCAAGACAGUUAAAUAUGACAAGAGUUUUAUCAGACGAUCUACCGAAUACUUUCUGACAGACGAAGUCACAGAUGAUGUUGAAGAUGAUUUUCUAGGUGAAGGUCCUAGUAAUCAGGCAUGGGAAACAAACGAUGAUCUGCCGAAUAAUGAAGCAGUAACAGAUUCGGCACAAAGGCUGAAGGGACUAAACAAACCGGCUAGUUUAAAUUCUGAUAUUUAUUCGGAGAGCAGUCUGCAGUUUGGUGGAGAAUCAUUAGGAAGGUUUAGGAUUGGGGAAAGAGAUAGUGGUACAGAGAGAAGCCCGUUAUCCCAUGGUGAGGAUCAACACGCACUUCAUAAAUCCGAGGAAGUAGAAUCUUCAGACACAUAUAACGAAUAUCCACUUGUCAGUAGAAAAUCGAACACAAGGUAUUAUCUUUACGAGGGUUGCACAAAGUUUGACGAAAACAUAUACGACGAAUUUGAGGCAACCUGUCAAAGGGAAGCCUCAAAGGCACUCAAGCAGUUCGGAGGAAGAAAAGUAAUGAAGAGAGUUAGUGUAACUGAAGAUAGGAAAAUUCCGAAAUUGCAAGAUGGUCUCAGGAAAACUGGAAAAAGAGAUCAGUUUAGUGAAACCGUUCCAUCUGAAGAGGCAAAGAUAAUGGAUAGCAAUGCAAGUGAUGAAGACGACGAUACGGAAUAUAGCUCUGAUAAAGAGGAAAGAACAUCUAGGAAAAUAGAAACAAGACGAUCGGACAUACUAAAAAACGUGUGUCGAACUGGUAAAAGGAGGUCAACAUAUUUACUUGUUGAUGAUUACACAGACAUGGGAGAACUUUCGUUUGACGAUUUUGAUGAGACACAUAAAAAGACAGAAAUGCAUGAUUCUAACAUAUGUGAAGAGACCCCUAUUCAUAGCGUGUCAGAUGCUUUUUCCGAUGAAAUUCCAGCAAAGAAACUUAAAGGUAGAGUGCGGAGGGUACAAAACACUGCACAAAGGAAAUCAACAUACAUGCUUGUCACGGACAAUGCCUCUGGAAAAAGGAAGAGAGAUUGGAAAAAUAAGACAAGCAUGAAAGCAACUGCUAAAUCUAAGAAAGUAGACAAAGAAAGCAAAAUGUAUUUUAAAACGACUUGCCGUGAUAAUAUUAGAGAAAAUGAAAACUCCGCCACUUUAUUGAAAGAGAUAAGUGUGGCUGAUGAUCCAAGUUCUCGACUGAGCAAACUGAGUCAAGAUAUUGCAGAAUUUGAUAAUGCUCUCCAUCUAGCGGGGGCUAAGUCAAGCUUCGUGGUCCAGAGGCUGAUAUCAAGCACCAGUGAUAUGCAGACAAAAGUUUUAGGACUCAGUGAUGAACGAAGUCAAAAUGGGGUAAUAUCUUCAAGGUUUCAGUCAAAGGAAAGCACUGUUGAAAAGCCAGAGCCUUCUCCAGUUAAUGAUUUGACUAGAUGUGAUGUGGAUGUUUUGAUGUCAAUAGUUAAGCGACAAAAUGACGGAGAAACAAUGAGUGCGAUACUCCAUGAUAUUCAUGAGUUCGACACCGCACUCAAGCUUGCCGGCGCUGAAAACAGCCCCGUCAUCAAAGACUUACUGUCAAGUGCUUCUUUUCAUAGAACUGCUUCGGCAAACUUAUCUGAUCCGUUAAGUCCUUUCGCUGAGAAAUGCAAGGUGGACCAACAGGGUGUAGAAGCUCAUAGAAGCGCAAAUGCAGGCUCCAAAACAAAACACUUUUACCAAAAAAGUGAGGAAUUGGGCGAUUUAUCUCCGAACGCUGACGAGGGAUUAGGUGUUAACAAAACUGCUUCCAGGCCACAUGACAAACAAAAAGUCCUUGAUCUUAUGAAGUUAAUUGUGGAAGGAAAUAAAAACCCAGACUUGCUUCAAAAUAUUUUGAGAGACAUCCAAGCUCUUGAUGAUUUACUGUCAAAAUCAGGCGUCGCAGAAAGCUCUGUAAUGCAGACGCUGAUGAAGGACAGCGCAUUGUAUGACGAUAAAGAUUGGAGUGAAGCAGACGUCUCUGCCGCAUAUCUACUUGCAUCCAAAAGUCCACGUUCUGCAAAAAGUAGCAAAUCAAUUAAAUUAACCUCGCCUUUACCCGAAAGUAAACUUGCAGGAAUUGAAAAUACUGAAGAUUGUAAUUUAAUAAGGGACAUAUUAGGCCCAAAAACGACUUCCGAAUCGCUGGAGGGUAUUCUUAAGGAUAUUCAAGACUUUGAUAUUAUGCUGUAUGAAAGAGGUUUCGGACGGAUAUCUCGUAAACAAAAAAUAUGCUAUGCAGUAAGGGGUGAUAAAGUCAACAAAUUAAACACAGUAUCCAAACCUGAAGAACAACUUGAAAAUAAAACUGAAAGCCCUAAACUAUCCACCUUCCAAGGCUCAAGUUUUUCUCCGGCAGGGGUGGAAUCAUUCAAUAAGGGAGAGGAAGUAGGAUCUGAGGACAACGGACAUGCCGUGCGAAUGUUAAAAUCAAUUAUCACAGACCGAAGGAAAGGACCUUUUCAAGAAAUUUUACGGGAUAUAAUGGAUUUUGACAGUAAUCUCAGUAAAUCUGACUUAGGAAGUAACCCUUGUGUUCAUAAGUUGCUUGAUGUUGACAGGGUCGCAGUUUGGGAACAAGGUAAAGAUAAAGAUGAUCUUAUACGUCACUAUUCCAGUCAGGAAUGGAAUGGCACAACUCCUAAAACAUACCGUGAGCGUAAAGAGACUAAAGUGACAAAGAAAAAGAAAACUUCUACCCCAGUAAAGUUCUCAGCUACCAACACAUAUUCAAAAGCUGGAAAAGGACAGAACCUGAAGGACUUCAAGAAAAGAACGAAAGAAGAGGGAAGCACGACCGAUUAUCCGGAGACUGGAAGUGAUCAUGGUAGUGAAAUUUCUACCAGGUCAAGUAAAGUACAACCUACAGGAACUGAGGCCAGCACGGGUAGUGAAUCAUCUGUUUCUGGGUCUUAUGAUGUGACUGGCAAACGAGAUUAUCUGAUGAAAAAGAUAUUACGUACACUACAUGGUUUCCAUAUCCUAGUUUCUUCUCUAAAUGACAUAGACUAUGAUCAGUUGGACAUGUUGAUUGACCUUCUUAGAAAAGGAGAGAACAAGGUCAAUACUGAUCUUUCUACAGAAAUUGUUGAAAUAUUGGACAGAACCCAAGAACAUUCUGAAAACAGACGAUCUUUCUUAAAAACCUUCGCUGGAGUAAGCGACCAAAUUGCUAUGGAGUCUUCAACACAAGAAAUGUCGUCAGGGAUUCUUAGUAAAUCUACUUCAUCAGUGGAAACGACGGAUAAGUCAUGUGAAGCUGUGACGAGUCGUGAUUACCUGAGCGAUGAUUCCCAACAAACAAGACCAAAACAUACACGACAGCGAUCAGCACAGAAGCCGACUAACGUUAAAAGUCGAUACGUCAAAUCUCCUCAAAGGAAGGCGAGGCUUCAGUCUGUGCAUAACGCUGGAAACAACAUAAGCAACGAGAACACGGAUAACCAGUCACUUCAGGAUAAGACAAGACACGCAGAGAAACUUACUGAUUUGGAUAAUUUCCAGCUGAACGGUCAAGAAUCAACUGAAACGUUGAAACCAGUCAUUAACUCCAGUUUAGAAAACCAAAGACAACUGAUCCGAGUUAGUUCGCAAGUCAAUCUAUCCGUGGCUUCUGUAGGCCCACAAGUCGAUGGAAACGCUGUCGCUUCAACCAGUAAUCAUAAACCCCAAGUGUGUUAUUGUAUUAUUGAAGUAUUAGCCAAAGUGUUGGUUGAAAACACCAUUGGCUUUGCUACGCAAGACUUGAACCAUGAAUUUGAAUCAAUAAUCAGUGUUUUCCACAGAUACCUGGUGAUUGCAUCUACCAUGAGUUUGCUUAGGAAAUGGCGAAUCCCGGCUGAUAUAAACCUUCUUAAUGAAGUUUUGCAAGAAGUGUUUUGGCAUUUAGAUUCUCAGGGGUUUGGGCGUAUGAACCAUCCAGAUCUUUAUCUUUCAAAAGCCUUACUUCUUCAGCGUAUGUCACAAAAAUCUAAACAGCGAUAUACACUGACUCUGUUUCCUAAUAACCAAGCGGAUGGGAAUUCCAUACUUAAGCUUGAAGAUAUCAUUCAUUUUGAAAAUAGCCUGGCCCGUGCUUUAAGAAAGAAAGCAAAAGAGUGUGUAAAGACUGGGUUAAAAGUGUGCUUGAAAAACAUCGACAGUCACGUGGUAUACAGUAAGUCCUUCCGAAAACCGAACUCUUACCUGAUCUCAGUAUUUCUCGUCUACAUAGACUCAUUGACAGACAAGACCAAAUCCUUUCCAAUGGAAGUCUUCUCUGAGCUGUCUAAGAGUUGGACUCCCAGGAAGAAGCCUUUGUCACCAAAUUUUGUGAACUCAAGUGAUCGCUCAGUUUCAGGUCGAGAUUCCAACUGGGCCAAAAGGACUGCUGGCAAAGGCAUGGCAUCUAAGUCUGUGAAGGAAACGCCAGCAACUCAGACGACAAAAGUAGGCGAUUCAAGUUCUUCCAAGCAUGUGAAGUUUUCGCCAAACCUUUCAGUCGCACCAUCCGUGCAUUCACAUCCUACAGGUAGCAAAGAGAUAGAGAUGGGCAAAAUAGCCAUGGGAAAAGGAGAUGGUGUGGAUUCACUGACAACAGAUUUUAAACUGUUGAACAAGUAUGUACUACACGUUAUCCGAGAUGAACAAAAUCGCCAAGAACUAGAGGUCUCGAAUUACUGCCUAUCUAACAAGGACAAGCUGGACAAUUUUUUGAUUGAAAAUAUUCAAAGGGCUGUUGAUUUCCAACAGUCCCAACGGAAGGAACCAACACUGUCUGGUCCUAUUUUAGAGGGUCUGAAGUAUGAAGUGUGCGGUUGCGGCGAUCUAAGGCUUCCAUGGUGGGUCUUCCAGUGUUUAGUCGUCUUUUUGAGCCUGAUAGUUGCAGGCUCUCUGUCCUAUACAGGUAUUAAGGGUCAGGAUCUCACUCCGAACCAAUCGUCGGAGUGGAUAGUCUGUGUACUUUUCGGCGUAGUCGCAGAAAUGAUCUUCUUCCAGCCUCUGAAAGUGAUACUGUGGGAGACUUGCCUGGCGUGGAUUAAAUUACGAAGUCCUGCUUAGAAGUCAUCAGUGAGAGCCAUACAAACACACUGUAACUAACAUAAAACUAACUGUGUCUUGUUAAAGAACAUGUAAGCAGUCCCACAACCAGAGUUCUCACACCCUUGUUCAUGCAGGAAGGUUUAUUGACUAUGAUCUCGAAACUGUCUUUGUAUCUUGGGUGUAAAACUAUCCUCUCUCUUUUUUCUUCAAUAUCAGCACACAAACUGUUUUUUUUUUGAAGUUUGUAUGUAUGGUUGUCGACCAAGAUGGAUGUUUGUAUGACGUCAUACGAAGUUAUUUCCAAUCUGGCGUUUUGUAGUUGUUUAAGUGUUAGAAGGAAUCAUUUCAGUUGGUCUGUGUAUCUCACAUCGGUGAUCAAAGAUGAACACGUCGCAGAGUGUAAGCCCUUGACUUAUGGAGUUCCAACUUCAAAUCCAGCUCUAGCUGACUCCGCUGCGGCUUACUAACGACAAAUGCCGCGAUACUGUCGUGUUUGCUUCUCGAGUUUGCCAUCGAAGACGUAAAAAACUAUUGAGUGAAACACCAUCCAACAAUAUUAAGAUUCUUGUAACAUAACUGAGCAGUGGACGACAGUCCUUUUCAGAAUAGCACAAGAAACUCGUAGCAUGUAGUCGGUGACUCAGUAUUCAAUUUGAUAAGCAGACAUAGCUUAUUAUCUCGCAGUUACGAGGAAAGACGAGGUACUAUGAAAUAGGAGAAAAGUGUCGGUGUCGGUGUCGGAGUAAGCUUCUGGUCAGCUAUUCAUUUUGCAUGAAUAAAGGUUUAUGUUUAUUUAGCUUUCAUUACAUCUUCGUGAUGAAUAUGCUCUGAAGAUGUAGACUUCUUGAUUAGACUGUCAUUUUAAGUGAAACACUAAUCGACGAGCUGCCGGGUUUCUCAUAACCCAUGUUUUAAAUUUAUUGACACUCAUCUUAUUAUGAGCUACACUAUCCCUGCGCGAGUCUUUUAAUUUAUUAUCUUAAAGCUACAUGUUCCGUUUUAUUAUCACGUCUUUUAUUAUUUUCCCAUGAAGCUCUUAGACCAUAAGCCAAAAAGAUUGCUAUAAUUGAUACAUAUUACAGUUGUUUGAUAUAUCGAUUCGGGAUUCGCCGUUCACGACUGCAUUUUGCUUGUACUUUCUAUUUAGGUAUUGGAUGAUACCAACUAAUUACUCAUGAAAUAAAAACAGUCUGUAAAACAGAUGAUAAACAUGCUUUUACAGCCA